This is a messenger RNA of Ricinus communis (castor bean), 1074 nucleotides long. RefSeq names its product wound-induced protein 1. NCBI's taxonomy places the organism in Eukaryota, Viridiplantae, Streptophyta, Magnoliopsida, Malpighiales, Euphorbiaceae. The record is from RefSeq and is a predicted model, not a curated record. The transcript has a single exon. Bases 292 to 777 code for a protein of 161 amino acids.
AAAAAUUAUACAUAUAUAUAUAUAUAUUGUAUUACCUAAUAAUAAUAAUAAUAAUAAUAAUCACGAUGAUGAUGAUGAUGGUCAUGACGAUGAAGACGCUGCUACUGCUUGUAAAGGGCCCGCCGUUUCCUAGUCUGAGUCACAUACAUCUCGGACUCUCUUUUUCUAAAUUUGCUAUAAAUAGGCUUCGUGUAGCCAUACCAUGCACAAAAGCAUUCAAGGCAACUCUUUACCUCCAAUCUUAACAUCUUUCUCAUCAUUUCUCUAAAUUCACUUCCAAACUAUCCCAAAAUGUCAACUAAUGGCAUAGAAGCUCCAGUACCAGAGUCCGGUAAUGAAGUCGAGAACAAGGGUAUUGUUGAUGCACUGUACAAGGCAUUAGUACAGGGUCGAAUGGAUAGAGUGGCUAACCUCCUGGCGACUGACCUAGAGUGGUGGUUCCAUGGACCUCCACGAUGCCAGCACAUGAUGAGGGUGCUCACUGGGGAAGCGAGCCACAUCGAGUUCAGGUUCGAGCCAAGAAGCAUAGAAGUAGUGGGAGAUUGUGUGAUUGCAGAGGGCUGGGAAGGUGCACAAGCAUAUUGGGUCCAUGUAUGGACAUUAAAAGAUGGCCUUAUUACACAGUUUAGAGAGUACUUCAACACAUGGCUAACUGUUAAGGACAUGAGUCCGCAACAACGUUGGGAAAUUGGGCGUGAAAGCAGCCAUACCUUGUGGCAAAGCCAACCUAGAGAUCUUUUUAACCGUUCAUUACCUGGUCUUCUUCUGGCUAUCUAGAAAUAGCGGUAACACCGAUGGUUGGUUGGUGGGUGGGUGGGCUGGAAAUGGGACCUAUUUGUACAACUCUAAAAUGCUAAAAUCUUUUAUAGUUUACAUCUAUCUGUCUCAGAGCCAGCUUCAGUUGCAUUGGGUUAACUUAACUCUACUCUGUUGGUAUCCUCAGUUCAAACACAUGGGUAACUAAGCAUGCGAAUGGUGUGGUGUUUGUUUCUGCAAUAAUUAGACAAUCAAAUCAAAUAGUGAGUUCAUGUAUAUCUCAUGUUAUUUAGUGUCUAUAAUUUUGUUUACUUGCAA